Molecule: messenger RNA, 4848 nt
Organism: Haliotis rufescens (red abalone)
Lineage: Eukaryota; Metazoa; Mollusca; Gastropoda; Lepetellida; Haliotidae
Exons: 2
Coding region: 274-3990 (1238 amino acids)
Source: RefSeq, a predicted model, not a curated record
AGCUGUCAAAAAGUAGUCAAUCCUUUGGUUUGCCAAUGUUCACUGUGUUUUCAACACUUUACCCAUGAACUUGCUUUUCAAUCACACUUACCACAUUGUCUAAACACGACUUCGCAAUAUGAUUCUCCUUCCACCUCAUCACCACCUCCCAUUCCUUCCUCCUACCCCCCUCCACCGCCCAUCCCCUCCCCUGAUGUUUCUCCUUCUUAUCCCAAUCCCUACCUCAUAAACGAGAUUUCACAAAAUGAUGUAACCUGUCAGACUUGUCAGACAAUGUUUCCAACUUCGAAAGCAUUGCGACUGCAUAAGAAUAGAACAGGACAUGAUAUGUGGGGUGGUAGCAAAGGCAAGUUAAGUAGGAAAAAAACGGCUACAGUAUCUGCACAUCCAUCCAACCCUUCUUUGCCUCCCAUUCCCUCCCAACCAGGUACUCCUUCCAAUCCUGAACCUGUUGGUGACACUUCUGAUCAUGCUCGCCCAUGUACCAGCGAAUCUUUAGGGGGAGAUGUGAGAGAGUAUGAGUUUAAAGGGCAGGGUGCUACAGAUGCUUUACAUUUUAUGGUGAAUCAACAAGCUGUCAUUAUUGAUGUGAUCAAGACAGAACUCAGAGAGAAACAGUCAGUGAAAUGGGGAUUAUGUCUUCACAUCAGAAUGGUUAAACCUACUGAAGAUGAAACAGCUAAUAUUCAUGAGGCUUACUUUCGAAGCACAAUGGUCAUAGCUACACAAGGAACCAAUUUGUCCGAUCAAUACCUUGAAGCCAUGCACAAGAUAUUGCGUUCACUAGAUAAUUAUCAGGGUGAGCAUUCUAAUUUAAACGUGCUAGACAUUGCAAUGAUGAAAGUGAUCAUGGUUAAAUUUAAGCCUUUUAAAGGCGGUACAUACAUCCCUCUUCCCAAAGAAAUUGCAUACAAAACUAAAAGCGUUGUGAAUGUAGAAAACAAUGAUGAGAUGUGUUUUAUCUAUAGCAUUUUAGCCAAACUGUUUCCCGCUCCGCAUCAUCCAACACGGGUGAAGCAUUAUCAACCUUUUGUGAACAGAUUGAAUUUGGAUGGGUUUACUUUUCCGAUGACACUCAAACAAAUCCCACGAUUUGAACAAGUCAAUCAGUUGAGUAUCAAUGUGUAUGGCUUCGAAGAUAAGACUCUCUAUCCACUUUACAUAAGCAACGUAUCCAACAUAGAACCAGACAGUCAAAUUGAUUUGUUGAUGCUUUCACAAGAGAACGAGCCCGAAGAUUUCGAAGGAUUCUUAGGCUUAGAGGGUCAUGAACUUAUGGAUGUAGAAACGAAAGCAGACACCCAUUUUUGUUUGAUCACUAAGUUGAAAAUUUUUGUCAAAAACCCUGAGAAAAAACGUAGUAACCAGUAUUAUAUUUGCAGAAAAUGUUUGUGGACAUACAGCUCACAAGAAAGGUUGAAUAAGCACAAGGGGUAUUGUUUUGAUAAAGCUCAACGUGUCAAUAUGCCUAAACCCGAGAAAGCAGUCUAUCAGUUUGGAUUACGAUCUGAAGCUAAAACAGAAAGAGCUAAAUUUCUUAUUGUGGCCGAUUUUGAAAGUUUGCUGUUGCCGGUCGAAAAUCAUGCAUCGCGUUUGAACAGACAUGUUCCUUGUGCCUAUGCUUACAAAGUUAUUUGUUCAGAGCAGCGGUAUUCGAAAUCUGUUCAAACCUAUGUAGGUUCAGAUGCAGCAGAACACUUUAUUCAAGACAUUUUAAGAGAAUAUGAUGAAAUUAAGGAGAUCUUUGCCAAUGUUGUUCCCAUGCAAUUAUCUCAUCAGGAUAGGACAACCAUAGCAAACACAACUCAGUGUGGAUUAUGUGGAAAAGAGUUAGGGAAAGAUAGGGUGUUAGAUCAUGACCAUCUCAGUGGUGCUUUUAGACAAGUAUUACACAACAAGUGUAACCUAAAUUUCCAGCUGCAAAAGAAAGUGUAUCUGAUGUUGCAUAAUUCAGAGCGUUAUGAUACGCAUCUUAUUCUUGAAGCAGCACGUGAAUUUGGAGAGAGAAGUAUUCAGAUCAUACCCCAUAAUUCUGAACAGUUUCUGUCUUUUACUGUGGACAAUGAUCUGGUCUUCCUAGAUUCUUGCAAAUUUUUGCAAAGCUCUUUAGAUGCUCUGACUAAGAAUCAGAUGAAUAAAGGAUUAGACACAUUUGUUUUCUUGAAAGAGCAGUUCCCACAGCAUGUUGGUAUAAUGACUCGAAAGCUUCCUUUUCCUUAUGAGUACAUGGAUUCAUGGGAAAAAUUAAAUGACACACAGUUGCCACCUAAAGAAUCCUUCUACAGUUCCUUGAGUGAUGAAGGCAUUACUGAUGAAGACUAUGUCUUUGCCCAUGAAUUGUGGCAUACAUUCGCAUGCAACACAAUGUCUGACUUUACACGGUUGUAUGUGGUUGUAGACACACUGUUGUUGGCUGAUAUUGUCGAAACAUUCAGAACUGGAUGUUUAGCAGAUUAUGGACUUGACAUCUGUCACUACUAUUCCAUGCCUGGGUUUUGUAUUGAUGCAGCACUGAAAGUCACCGGGGUCAAGCUUGAUCUCUUCACUGAUGUAGAUAGUUACAAUUUUGUGGAAAAUUCCAUUCGGGGAGGCGUGUCUGUCAUCGGUAAGAAAUUUGCCGAAAGCAACAAUGAAUACAUGUCUAAUUAUAACCCAGAAAAAGAGGCCUCAGUGCUUCUGUACAUGGACUUUAACAGUCUUUAUUCUGGAGUUAUGCUGGAACCCCUGCCUAUUGGUAACUAUCAGUUCAUGUCAGCACAAGAUUAUGAAACUAUUGAUUGGGUUACAAUAGAUACCCAAGGGGAUACAGGUUACAUUUUGGAAGUGGACUUGCACUAUCCUAAACAUUUACACAAACUUCAUGCUGCUUUCCCCAUGGCUCCUACCCAUGACAACAUUCCCUUUGAGGACUUUUCACCUUAUCACAAAGAGUUACUCAGCCAGUUCUAUACCUCCCAGUGUCAAAAACCCUCAGGCAAGAAAUUGUUUGCUACUUUAAAAGACCGCUUGAACUAUGUGGUUCAUUUCAAAACUUUGCAACUGUAUUUGAGACAUGGGCUAGUCCUCCAACACAUUCAUAGGGUGUUAAAGUUCAAGCAAGGUCCCUGGUUGAAACCCUAUGUUCAGUUAAAUUUGGAAAGUCGCAAACACGCAACUGAUGCCUGUGACAAGGACCGAUAUAAACUUAUGAAUAAUUGUGUGUUUGGCAGGUUCUGUAUGAAUAAACGCAAGCGGAAAUCCGUGCACUUAGUGACCCAAAGACAGCAAUUUCGCAGUUAUGUAGCUAAAACCAAUUUCAAGCAGGUGAAAGUGUUUUCAGAAGAUGUUGUGUCCGUGGAAAUGGAGCAAGUGUCUGUCCAUUUAGAUCAACCUAUCGCUGUUGGUUUCAGUAUUUUGGAUUUAGCCAAAUUUCAAAUCCUUUCUUUCUAUUAUGACGUCAUGCAACAGCAAUAUGGACCAGAACGAUUGGACUUGCUCAUGACAGACACAGACAGUCUCUUUUUGCACAUUCAUGCCCCUCCACACGAGACUUUGCUUGAUCCCUACAUAUUCAUGAAGCAAAAUCUGCAUUUGUUUGAUACUUCCAAUUAUGAUCAGAACGAUCCUAAAGGAUUGUAUUCGAAUGAAAACAAAAAAGUCACAGGAAAGAUGAAGGAUGAAGCUGCAGGAAAGAUCAUUUUAGAGUUUGUAGGGUUGAAAAGCAAAAUGUAUUCCUUUUUGAUACAAUCAGAUGAGAACACUGUAUCAAACCAAAAGACAGCUAAAGGAAUAAAGAAAUCUGUCAUUGCUAAGCAAUUGACCCAUAAGAAAUACAAAGACAGUCUCCUGGAGAGGAAACCUUUUUAUUGUUCCUAUUCACUCAUUCGCUCUCACAAUAACACUUUAUACACUGAGUCAUUGAGCAAAAUAGCAUUAUCCCCCUUAGAUGAUAAACGUUAUGUACUAGAGGAUGGUAUAUAUAGUUUACCCUAUGGGUAUUCACCAGUCUAAGAGUAUGUGGUAAUGCUGUUCAAGUUCCACAUUUUAGAGAUGGGUGAUUGAUACAGCAACAUGAGUACCACCGGAUUCAUUUACCAGUUAAGACGAAACGGCAGCAAUGACAUACUGUAUUAUGAAGGCAGAAGCUUCCGAAGAAGCCAUGAGGAUGCCAUGCAGGCAGGUUUACAGCGUGCAAGAAGAAUGUUCCAUCAAGACGAGAAUCAUCAAACACCCAACUAUUCAGUAACUGUGCGUGAAAUUCACAUCAACAGGAGACAAAUAACCAAUCGCUUACAGCUGCGUCGAAACAAAAGACUUUUCGUAGGCGUCUUGGAAACUCACUAUCUCAAUGAACUCCAGAGACUUGUUCGGAAGUUAUGUUGUGAUAAUUGUUAUGGAUGUGAAGUUAAUCAUCCAUCGCAAGUACAUCACCAGUGUCUCAUGAUGAACAGUGACGAGUGUAUUACUCAAUACUUUGAUCGUGCAGUGAAUGAGCUGCCCCUUCAUACCAUCUUGGAAAAAGCCAAGCAACAGAGGGUAAGCCUUGGGCUAGAGUUUCAGGACCAGCACACUGUGCAUUACAAUGACUCGGAUUAUAUGCAUAGUCAUUUCUUCUGCAAUGACAGAAAAGAAAGACUUGAGAUGCAGCUCAGAGUCCUCAUGAACAUGGAAGAUAGUAAUAACUAAAAGUCGCAUGUGUUAGCAUUAUUUUAUUGCUUUACAAUCUGAAAGUUACAUAGAAUACAUAUCAUGAAUUCAAUGUACAUGUACAGUUAGAAAGACUCUAGUUUUCUUAAUUUUGCAGUAGUGUUAGCACCGGGUACACCAUGUUGUGCUUGUCGUUUUAUAUAUAAAGAUGAUUUUGCCUUU